Messenger RNA from Fukomys damarensis (Damara mole-rat), 861 nucleotides. Its product is annotated as olfactory receptor 7E24. The transcript has a single exon. The record is from RefSeq and is a predicted model, not a curated record. NCBI's taxonomy places the organism in Eukaryota, Metazoa, Chordata, Mammalia, Rodentia, Bathyergidae. Gene Ontology annotation, biological process: G protein-coupled receptor signaling pathway. Gene Ontology annotation, molecular function: G protein-coupled receptor activity; olfactory receptor activity. Gene Ontology annotation, cellular component: membrane. Bases 40 to 861 code for a protein of 273 amino acids.
CCAGACCUGAAACCCAUUCUCUUUGGGCUCUUCCUAUCCAUGUAUCUGGUCACAGUGCUUGGAAACCUGCUCAUCAUCCUGGCUGUCAUCUCUGACUCCCACCUCCACACCCCCAUGUACUUCUUCCUCUGCAACCUGUCCUUCGCUGACAUUUGUUUCUCCUCUGCAAUGGUCCCAAAGAUGAUUGUGGAUAUCCCAACUCACAUCAAAGUUAUCUCCUAUGUGGGCUGCCUGACACAGAUGUCUUUUGUUUCAAUGUUUGGAUGUAUGGAUGACAUGCUUCUGACAGUGAUGGCCUAUGACCGGUUUCUGGCCAUCUGCCACCCCCUGCACUAUGCAGUCAUUAUGAAUCUUCACCUCUGUGUCUUACUACUUUUGGUGUGUGUCUUUAUUAGCCUUUUGGACUCCCAGGUGCAAAAUGUAACUGCCUUGCAAUUUACUUGCUUCAAGGAUGUGGAAAUUGCUAAUUUUUUCUGCCAUCCUACUGAAAUUUUUAACCUUUCAUGUUCUGAUACCUUGAUAAAAACUUUUGUCACAUAUUUGGUUGGUACAAUGGUAGGCUUUUUUCCCAUGUUAGGGAUCCUUUUCUCUUACUGUAAAAUUGUUUCCUCUAUUCUAAAAAUAUCCUCAUCAGGUGGGAGAUACAAAGCCUUCUCUACCUGUAGUUCUCACCUGUCAGUUGUUUGUUUAUUUUAUGGAACAGGCCUCACAUCAUAUCUUGGUUCAUUUGUGUCAUAUUCUCCCAGGGAGGGCAUGGUGACCUCAUUGAUGUACGGUUUGGUCACCCCUAUGCUGAAUCCCUUCAUCUACAGCCUGAGGAACAGGGACAUCAAUAGCACCCUCAAGAGGCUCCACUGUUAA